GUCACGUGGCCCACUUUAUGAAGCCAGGCUGUCAAAUCUGAAACUUCCUGGGGUGCGAUGCAGUACAUGCAAGACCAUGACAUUUACUUCAGCCGUGUAACUCGUCAAAAGAUCUCGCGUUUGUAAGGAGUCAAGCUACUUAAAGCGAUUAGCGUGGGCAGUUGUGUGUGUGUGUGUGGAGUAGAGUGGGUUUGUUGUUUGAGGAGGAUGUGUGUGUGCUGACAGCGGCACGAGCGGCAAACCAGCAGCUCCUUACAUCUGCGGAAGAGCACGGCAUGAAGAGAUCAGUAAGUAGGGACUCUGGGGCUCUUUGACUGUUGCUGUUAUUGGUGCUGGCUGCCAGGUCAUGAAGAUCCGCUGGUCGAGGAAGGUGGCUCUCCUGGCCAAGGUCUGCUCCCUGUUUUCUCUGCUGUGGCUCUUCUACAUUCUUAUAGUCCGUUCGUCCCCCCCAUCUCUUCUUGAUAAAGAUGGUCAACACGACAUCCUGGUCCGUGAUCUUCCAUCCGUCAAGGAAGAGAAGGAGGACCCAGACAGCCUCCAGCGACCUGUUUAUGAGAAGCUCGCGCCAGACACCAACGCUCCUGGAGAAUAUGGCCGAGCCACUCGACUGACCCUCAGCACUGAGGAGAAGAAAGAGGAGGAGGCCAGCAUUGAGCGCUACGCCAUCAACAUCUUCAUCAGCGACAAGAUCUCUCUUCAUCGCCAUAUUCAAGACAACAGGAUGCAUGAAUGCAAAGCUAAGAAAUACAACAUCCGUCAUCUCCCUACAACAUCAGUGGUAAUAGCGUUUUACAAUGAGGCCUGGUCCACUUUACUCAGAACCAUCCAUAGUGUGCUGGAGACAACACCAGCCAUCCUACUGAAGGAGGUCAUACUUGUGGAUGACUUCAGUGACAGAGGCUAUCUGAAGACACAGCUGGCUCAGUAUGUCAGUAACCUGGAGCGCGUGCGUCUCAUUCGAACCAAAAAAAGAGAAGGUCUGGUACGGGCCCGGCUCAUUGGCGCCACCUACGCUACGGGACACGUUCUCACCUUUCUUGACUGCCACUGUGAGUGUGUGCCUGGCUGGAUCGAGCCACUGCUGGAAAGAAUUGCAGAGAAUGAGAGCACCAUCAUAUGUCCUGUGAUUGACACUAUUGACUGGAACACAUUUGAGUUCUACAUGCAGACAGAUGAGCCGAUGGUGGGCGGCUUUGACUGGAGGCUGACAUUCCAGUGGCAUGCUGUGCCUGAAAUUGAUCGCAAGAUACGCAAAUCCAGAAUUGACCCCAUUAGGUCUCCCACUAUGGCAGGGGGCCUAUUUGCCGUCAGCAAGGCCUACUUUGAGUAUCUGGGCACUUACGACAUGGGCAUGGAGGUCUGGGGAGGAGAGAAUCUGGAGCUUUCUUUCCGGGUGUGGCAGUGUGGAGGGUCUUUAGAAAUUCACCCAUGCUCCCACGUGGGUCACGUGUUCCCCAAGAAAGCGCCGUACUCCCGAUCCAACUUCCUUCAGAACACUGUCCGUGCUGCGGAGGUCUGGAUGGACUCUUACAAGCAGCACUUCUACAACCGAAACCCUCCAGCACGCAAGGAAUCUUAUGGGGAUAUAUCUGAAAGGAUUGUGCUGCGAAAGCGGCUUCAGUGUAAGAGUUUUGAAUGGUACCUGCAGAACGUCUAUCCUGGCCUGCAUGUACCAGAGGACAGGCCUAACUGGCACGGAGCGGUGCGUAGUGCCGGAGUCCGCUCUGAAUGUCUGGACUAUAACGCCCCGGACCACAACCCCACAGGAGCUCACCUGUCCCUGUUUGGCUGCCAUGGUCAAGGUGGAAACCAGUACUUCGAGUACACAUCUCAAAAGGAGAUUCGGUUUAACUCCGUGACUGAGCUGUGUGCUGAGGUUCAGGAUGGAAUGACACACAUAGGGAUGAAGCAUUGUCCGCAAGACGGUGCUCCCAGACCUCCCGGCAUUAUCUGGGAGUUCAGAGACGAUGGCAGCAUAUAUCACCCUCAUUCAAACAUGUGUAUCACCACCUACCGCACAGAAGACGGCCGUGCAGAUAUCCAGAUGAGAAGUUGCUCUCCUGGAGACAAACACCAGCGCUGGAGCUUCGAGUGACUUUAAACCCCAUGUGAACUUGGAUUUAAGUGCAAUUAUCAAACAGAACGCCACUUCCGGCUUGGCAUUAAAAAAAGGAGCGAAGAACAGGCAAAAAAGUGGGACCCAUCCCUCCAUAUCGUGCCUUUGCAAACCAAAGUGGAGAUACUUGUAGUGCCAAUUCUUGCGUUUCCUUUUUAUAGACGUUCAGUGUGCUAUUAUAAGUACAAAGUGCAUAUUAAUAACACAUUGUAGCAAAGGUUUUUGUUUACAUUGAUGCACUAUAUGCUUUUAGUGAAUCACUUUUAGACUCAGCAGUAACUAAUCUUUAGAUCUACUGCACAGCAAUUUUAUUUAAUUGUUCCAGAAGUGACUGAUUUGAGGAUGUUGUGAGUGGGUUUGUCUUGAUUGUCAGCUGUUUUUCUCCUUUUGUCAUUUGUAAGGCUGGUUUUUGUAUUACUAUGGUAUUUAGGGUCUUUUCACCUGAUUUUGUGUUGGCUGCAUGGACUGUUUUGGCACACUGGUGUUGAUGGAACUGUACCAGCGUUUAGGUCUCACUCGCACUAACAGCAGGGUUCAAGUAGUUUGUUAAUAAUGUAUGUACACUUCAAUUUGAAGUAGAUUAAAGAAACUGUACUUCAGAGUUGGUAUGAAGUGUACAGCAAUUGUGGACCAAAUUUUUCAAAUCCUAAACCGUUUUAGUAGUUUUUCUUUACUACACACUUGGGAAUUAUCCACUUUACCAGUAAAAUGUUUUCCUAGACUCGCCAGAAAGUGCCUCUUCAGCCUGACUGUUUAAAAUGGUGCAAAUCAGAGUAUUAUAGUACUUUAUUAUGAUGUUGGCCAAAGUAAAAUUCAGAAAAUUGACUAAGUGCUUUUAUCAUGGGUCUUCCAGCUUUCACACAUUCAAAACUGAAUAAUGCAUCAAUGCCUUUGGUAAAUAUCCUGAAAAUGCUAUAUCAUAAAUAACGUGGAUUAUUUGCACUAAAAUGCAUUUAAAAUGGCAACAUCAUUUUUUUCUAGGUCUCAUUCUUUGUAAUUGUCAGUGAAUGAAAUGGUUUAAAGGGAUUGUGGGAAAGUGAACAUGAAAUUUGAAUUACUACUGAUAAACCACAGUUUGUGGUGAUCAUGUUUUGCUGAUCAACUGUAAUGAAGUAUUUUUGGAACAUGGAAAAAAAGUACAAAGUAUUUUUGUCUCAAUAAAUUAAAUUAAGUUCUAAAUGUUA
Molecule: messenger RNA, 3300 nt
Organism: Cyprinus carpio (common carp)
Lineage: Eukaryota; Metazoa; Chordata; Actinopteri; Cypriniformes; Cyprinidae
Product: polypeptide N-acetylgalactosaminyltransferase 4-like
Cellular component (GO): Golgi apparatus
Source: RefSeq, a predicted model, not a curated record